Neopsephotus bourkii (Bourke's parrot) is the source of this 2635-nucleotide messenger RNA. It is a transcript of the gene PLD5, whose product is annotated as phospholipase D family member 5. Gene Ontology annotation, molecular function: catalytic activity. Lineage: Eukaryota; Metazoa; Chordata; Aves; Psittaciformes; Psittacidae. The transcript is spliced from 10 exons. The record is from RefSeq and is a predicted model, not a curated record. Bases 438 to 2027 code for a protein of 529 amino acids.
CUCCACUGCGCCAACCUGCAGGCGGGCGGGCGGCAGCAGCCCCGCCCGGCCUGGCCUCGGUCUGUGCGGAGCCGCACCUCCGUCCCGGGCAGAGCCGAGAGCAGCCGCGUCCCGCUGCGUCGGUCCUGGGCUGCAGCUUGCUGGCGGCGAGGGCAACGCGCAGCGGCAUCUUGGAGCGUCUUCUUUCCUCUUCCAUCUCUCUCAGCCUGCUCCUCUCGUACCUGCAGCCUUUUCUUCUCCCUCUACUCCUCCUACCUUGUUAUUUCUCUUUUUCUCCCCUUUCUCUUCCCGUUUUGUGUUUUUUGGGGCGUUUUUGCUUUGCCUCUCUUCCUUCUUCCCCCAUCUUGUUCUUUCCUGGACCCUCUUCAUCUAGUGCUUCUUAAUUUCUUGAUUUCUUCUGAUUUUUUUUUCUUUGGACUUUGCCUUGUCAUGUCAAGAUGGAAGUCAGGCAUGACUGGCUCUCCUCAUCCCCCCAUGAGGGCUUCGAGCAGAUGAGGCUGAAGAGCAGACCCAGAGAGCCUUCCCCAAGCCUCACCAGAGUAGGUGCGAACUUCUACAGCACUGUCAAGCAGCAGGACUACAGUGCCAGUGUCUGGUUGAGGAGGAAAGACAAACUGGAGCACUCCCAGCAAAGAUGCAUUGUGAUCUUUGCACUGGUAUGCUGCUUUGCAAUUCUGGUUGCACUCAUAUUUUCGGCAGUGGAUAUUAUGGGAGAAGAUGAGGAUGGACUCUCAGAAAAGAACUGUCAAAAUAACUGUCGGGUUGCUCUUGUGGAAAAUAUUCCUGAAGGUAUCAACUAUUCAGACAGUGCACCAUCCCAUUUGUCUCUUUUCCAAGGCUGGAUGAAUUUACUUAAUAUGGCUGAAAAGUCUGUUGACAUAGUAUCUUCCCAGUGGGACCUCAAUCACAGCCAUCCAUCAGCAUGCCAGGGUCAGCGUCUUUUUGAAAAAUUGCUGGAACUGGCAUCCCGAAAUAUUGAGAUAAAACUAGUGAGCGACAUACUGCCUGUGGAAUCAAAGGUAUUAAACGACUUGAAAGCAAAGGGUGCUGAAGUGUUGUAUAUGAACAUGUCAGCAUAUAAUGAAGGUCGGCUUCAGUCAUCUUUCUGGAUUGUUGAUAAACAGCAUGUGUAUAUUGGAAGUGCCAGCCUAGACUGGAGAUCACUGGGACAGAUGAAGGAACUCGGCCUCAUCGUAUACAACUGUAGCUGCCUGGUCCUGGAUUUACAAAGGAUAUUUGCCCUGUACAGUUCACUGAGAUACAAGAAUAAAAUACCACCAAGCUGGUCUAAGAGACUAUAUGGAGUGUAUGAUACUCAAAAUAAACUGACAUUGCAGCUGAACGAGACAAAAUCAGAAGCUUUUGUGUCGAAUUCACCUAAACUCUUCUGCCCAAAGGACAGAGUCCUGGAUAUUGAAGCUAUAUACAGUGUUAUCGAUGAUGCAAAACAGUUUGUAUACAUAGCUGUGAUGGACUACUUGCCGAUCGUCAUUGACACCAAUGCUAAACGGUACUGGCCAUAUUUAGACGGGAAGAUAAGAGAAGCGUUAGUAUUACGAAGUAUUAAAGUACGACUUCUCAUAAGUUUCUCAAGAGACACAGAUCCCCUUACUUUUAACUUCGUUUCAUCUCUGAAAGCUAUUUGCACUGAAGUUCCAAGCUGUAGUUUGAAAGUUAAAUUCUUUGACCUUGAGGAAGAGAAUGCGUGCUUUCUUAAAGAACAGAAGAACACUUCCCUUCCCAAAUUAAAUCGUAACAAAUACAUGGUGACUGAUGGAGCUGCAUAUAUUGGUAAUUUUGAUUGGGUAGGCAAUGCUUUUACACAGAAUGCUGGAGCUGGCCUUGUUAUCAACCAAGCAGACCCGGGAAACAGCACGAGCAUCAUUAAGCAACUCAAGGCUGUUUUUGAAAGGGACUGGUAUUCACAUUAUGCCAAAAGUUUACAACCAACAAAAAUCCCAAACUGCUUUAAUCACAAACUCAAUAAAGUGACAUCAAAUAAGACUGCCAUGAGCAAUGUAAAUUAGAAAAGACUAUUUUACUGUUUAGUAUGGCGAUGAAGAAAUGACACUGGGCUGUAGCCCUCUUUCUUUCAUAUUUACAGACAAAAGACAUAAAAAGCAAAAAAAAAAGUUUGGUUGGGGGGUGUUUUUAGGAAAAAGCACACUUAUAUAAAAACUGUCUAAACUAUAUUCUCUAUAUUGAAUUAUUUAAGAUUUUCAAGUUUGUAACUUCUGACACUGAAUGUCCUUUCUGCUUCCACAUUAAUUUUAAUGUUCUGUGUUUUAAUUUAACAGCAUGUGUCAAUUUUUCUGUUUCAGUUUUAGGAUUUUCCCUUAUUACAAACCUGGCUAGAACAAACUGUGAGGCAAAAUCAGGAUUCAUACUAUGAAAUGGCAGAAUUCUAAGAUCAGUUAUAAUUAAUGGUCAAGUAGAUGGCAGGUUUACUGUGUUAGAAAACAUAACGGAAUAAGCAAACUUUCACCAUACAAAUCAUUCCCUUUAAAUAAAUAGCCAGUCACUCUAAUACUUCCUUAUUUGAGCAUUUAGUUUGAGUAUCACUCCUCCAUGUCUUCAAACUAGCCUUAAAACACAUGAAAGUUACAUGACUGGUAAUUCAUUUAUCAUCUAUCUA